AUUUUGAUCACUUGAGGACACCGUAGAAUAUACACUGACAGCCUUUGACCCAAACAAACACAGUUUAGACUUUCCUGGGAAUGUCCACAAUUUCGCAAACUAAUCAACUUAAAUUGUAGGCCCUAGCUAAAAUAACGUCAUUGCAAACAGUUACUGCUACGAAUUGUGGUAUGGAGGGGGACCCUAUAUCUGCCCUGUGCACGCCUGCCUUGGUGGUGGAUGUGGACAUUGUGAAGAGGAAUUCUCACAGAAUGAAAGAACGCUGUCAGAACUUGGGAAUCCAACUGAGACCACAUAUGAAGACCCAUAAAACCCUUGAGUGUGCUGACAUAAUGACUGGAGGAUCUCGGAGAUGCAUCGUUGUCUCUACUCUUGCAGAGGCCUGUUUCUAUGCGGACCAUGGAUAUGAUGACAUCCUGUAUGCUUACCCUCUACCCUUUGACAAGGUGGAGCGCUGUGCUGUCCUGUCAGAGAAGUUGACUUUAUUCCAGGUGUUACUGGACCACCAUGAUGCUCUGGACCAGUUGAGAAAGAGACUGCUAGGGGAGGGAAAAAAGUGGCAAGUCUGGCUCAAACUGGACUGUGGCAAUGGGAGAGCUGGCGUGCUCCACUCUGAGCCUGAGGCCCUGCGAUUGGCUCAGGCCAUUUCUGAGGCUGAUGGAGUGAAGCUGACUGGGAUUUAUGCCCACUGUGGGAACAGCUAUAAUUGCAGAGGGGUGGAGCAAAUACAGACGGUCGCUCAGGAUACCACCACAUUCACUCUGCAGUUCAUAGAGAAACUGAAAGGUUUGGGCAUCACUUGCAAGUCUAGUAUUGGCUCCACCCCCUCCUGUAGCUAUCCUGUCACAGACAUGGCCAAACUCAGCGAGGUGCACCCAGGAAAUUACACCUUCUAUGAUGUUCAGCAGUCUGUGAUUGGCUCUUGUUCUCUGGAGGAUGUGGCUGUGAGAGUGCUGACCAGGGUCAUAAGUCACUGCCCUCACAGGAACCAGCUGCUCGUAGACUGUGGCUGGACUGGACUGAGCCUGGAUGGAGCUGGAAAACUUCCCACUGGAUAUGCCAUGAUUGAAGGACACCCAGACCUUAGACUCCUGUCUAUGACCCAAGAGCAUGGCAGAGUGGAGUCCAUCUCAGGGAAGCUGGAUUAUGACAGAUUCCCCCUGGGCUCCCUCCUCACACUCAUCCCCUACCAUUCGUGUGCAACAGCCAUGAUGCAUUCUGUUUACCAUGUUCACUCUGGGGGCCGUCUAGUGGAGAGAUGGACGCCUACACGCGGGUGGUGAUGGGAUGCAGUGAAGCACCGUGGGGAUGGAAAUGUGGUUUUACAGUACAUUAUGGAUGUUGACUUUAGAAGGCAUCAACACUUGUUUCAGUGAAAUAAAAAACGUGUGUACACUU
Messenger RNA from Hypomesus transpacificus, 1398 nucleotides. RefSeq lists its product as uncharacterized. Lineage: Eukaryota; Metazoa; Chordata; Actinopteri; Osmeriformes; Osmeridae. The transcript is spliced from 10 exons. The record is from RefSeq and is a predicted model, not a curated record. Gene Ontology annotation, molecular function: D-serine ammonia-lyase activity. Gene Ontology annotation, biological process: D-serine catabolic process. The coding region runs from base 171 to 1283 and encodes 370 amino acids.